AUGAGACCUCAAAACAUUAUAAAGCGUAGGUUCCCAAAGGUCAUUUACCAUUUUUACCCCUUUAAUUCGGUGGUCAUUCCGUUGCUCGUCGGCCCUUUGGCUCUCCGUUGAAUAUUGUUCCUCAUCGUUCUUUCAAUAGACUUGAAGUUGACCGCUCUGUUCACGUUCAUCUUCACUCCCGCUGAUGCAGCAUUCCGUCCUAGGUUGUGUCAUCUGCAUUGCAGAUUGUUCAAAUACACUCGGAAAUGCCUGGUAAGUCUGGAAUUUGAGAAUUUGAGUGCAUCGAAGAGUAGUAUUAUAUAUAAUAACCUAAGCUGCCUUGGCCCUAGCACAAAUGUUAAUCGAAGCUCCUGUCCCUUAAACUAACGGGAAGUGCCUCAAGUGCGGCGCUCAGAUUUUGAUGAAACUUGGCACAAAUUUAGAAUAUUUAAAAAAUAUAUAUGCCAGAAUCAUAUAAUAGCUUGCGCUUUGCAGAAACAGCCGAGAUUAUUAGAUCAAAAGUCGGCGAAAAUUUGACAUUUUUUGCCGAAUUUCGGCACGAAAGAUACAUAUUUCUACCGUAAAGGGUAAUGUUUAUACAAAAAAUAAUUUUUUUCGCGCGAAACUAGCAAAGUUACGGCCAAAAAGUGUUUUUCGCUCUGACCACUCUCCACGUUUAGCGUACUCUCUCGGCGGCAAAGAUGGUUCAAUAUUUCGGUGGCGCUUGCAAAGCGCGAGCUAGAACUUUUAGAAAUUGAUAUUUAGUUCAUGCCCGACUUGGGGUACUUCCCUCGUUAGAAACUAAAUUGAAAGCCGAAGUUCGGGCGCAGCUUGAGAAAAAUAAUUUUUUUGCGGAUGCCAUAAAUGAACAAGGGGUACUUCCCUUGUUAGGGCAAGAAAAACGAACUUUACUGUGUAAAUAUACAUAUUAUGCUCUAGGGUAGAAGUAGGCCUGAAACUUUUUGCGCCGAAACUCGCCAAAAUAUGGUGCAUUUUCGCCGACUUUCGAUUUAAAAAUCCCGGUUCUCUAUACAAUGUUCAAGGACUAGGAUUCUCACAUACAUGUAUUUUAGAAAAAAAUAUUAUAAAUUUGCGACAAGUUUCAUCAAAAUCUGAGCGUCGCGCUCGGGGUACUUCCCCUGUCGGCCUAACCUAAGCCAGCCAACUUAUCAUUGUAUAAAACGCCCACGCCGGUUGCGUCUUUUGCUUUUUUUGGCCUUUUUCAAAAUGACCUCAAUUUUACCACAAGUUUGCAUAAACCGUGAGUUUUCGCAGCCAAAACCACUAUAAAAGGGUGCUCUGCGGAAGCCAUUUUACAAUUUUUGCUUCUGGAGCUCGGUGUUCACUCGCUGUUCCUCGUUGGCGUUUCGUCUCUUCGUCGGCCGUCCUCCCCCAUCGUUCUCGCAAUGGACUUGAGGCUGAUCGCUCUGUUCUUGGUCAUCUUCGCGGCUGCUGGUGUGGAUGGCGCAAUGCGCGCACACAUGCGUCAUCUCCGUCUCGCGCAGGAGAAGAAGUUUGACAAAAAACCGCCAUUUAACAAGGAAAAAUGUGAAGUAAGUUUUUUAACAUUGUUUUUUAAGACACUUUAUUGACUUCCUGGUUUUGGUUUCCGAAAAUGUUUUUUCCCUCAGCUGCGCCCGAGCUUUGACUAGGAGAUUGUUUUCAGCGGGGAAUUUUGGAUGGGGAUGAAUUUUGAGGGCGAAUUUGGGGGUAAUGUUUUCUUUUUGCGACCGAGAGAGCACGCGAAAAGCGGAGGGUGGCCAUAGAGAAAGACACUUUUGCCCAUAUCUUUGCAGUUUCGAGCGGAAAAAAAGUGUUUUUUGAGGAAAAACUACCCUCAGUUAAUGCCUGUCAGUGUAAGGACCUCAUCAAAAAAUGAAAAGUCAAUGCGAUUGCGUCAAGUAUAUAAGCGCUUGGACUAAACAGUUUCUGUGAAAUUAAAACCAAGUUUUCAUCCAAAAAAGUUCGUUGCCAUGUUCUAACAGUUAUUUAAAAAAUUUCUAGAAGCUGAAGGAAGACCCGGUUAUGGUCGACAUCCUCAACACCGCAUGUGAAAAUUGCCCGCAUUCACAUGACCCUCCCGCCACCCAGGAAGGAUGCAUGUCCAAUUGCUGGGACAACUAUGAAGUCAUGGUUUGUGCUUCGAACGCUUAUGAACUACGCAAACUUGAUACUCUUCCUAAUCCAUAUGACAGUUAG
Messenger RNA from Bursaphelenchus xylophilus (pine wood nematode), 2178 nucleotides. The record is from the annotation of a GenBank genome assembly. NCBI's taxonomy places the organism in Eukaryota, Metazoa, Nematoda, Chromadorea, Rhabditida, Aphelenchoididae.